Molecule: messenger RNA, 519 nt
Organism: Xyrichtys novacula (pearly razorfish)
Lineage: Eukaryota; Metazoa; Chordata; Actinopteri; Labriformes; Labridae
Source: the annotation of a GenBank genome assembly
AUGGGCCUGCCACUAACUAGUCUUCAGGCAACACAGGUGGUAAACCAUGUGGGCCAGCAAGUAUCAGCAGCACCUGUAUACCAGCUUGUCUAUUCACCAAACCAGCCUCUGCCAUCAUACGCCCAGCAAUACACUUGCAGUCGUGCAGACUCAGUACCAGCCUGCACCAACAAUACCUGCACAUCAAGCAUACCUGCCUCCCCCAGCUGCGCUGCCACCAACACAUCACCCAUAUACAGCCCUGUAUCUCACCCACCAACCACCAACUGUCACUUUGCAUCAGCGCCCACCUGUUGUCUCUACACAGCCAUCAUAUCAUCCACCAGUGUACCAACUGAUUCAUCAACCACUGUUACUGCACCAGCCUCAGCCACUACCACUGACUCAACCAGUCUACCAGAUGGUGCCUUCAUCAUACAGUACAGCAACACAUCAGCCUGCAUACCCUCUGCAGAUGCAGUAUACGGCUCAGCCUCAGUACACACCACCGCAGCUGCCACUGAAUGCACAGCCUCCUAA